UUUGUGCAUCUUCUUUGUGGUACUUUUUAUGAGGGGAACAGAUAGCCAGCCAGAUUUUGAACAAAAAGUAGAUGGAAUAUUGAAAAAGGUGUUUGAAUGUCGUAACCUUACCCCUGGGUUAACAAUUAGUGUAGUCAAAGAUGGAAAGGUUCUUAUGGCAAACGGUUAUGGGGUGACAGAUGUCACUACGAAAAGACCCGUGACCAAUCAAACGCUGUUUGAAAUAGCCUCGAUGUCAAAAGCAUUUGGUGCAACACUUCUGAUGAAGCAGAUUGGAAGAAGUGGAAACUUGAGUGCUCAGUCCAAAAUUAAAGAGCUUUUAGGUCCAACAUUUACCUUUGCUGACGCUGAGAGGAACAGACUAGCAGACGUCAACGACAUAUUGUCGCAACAACUGGGUAUCCCCGGUCAUUACUUGAUGAAACUAGAUCUCAAUCUCACGAGAACUAAUUUACUGACGCGAUUUAAGUAUUUGAAUGGGACCAAACCUUUACGACAGGGCUUCCUUUAUAGCGGAAUGAAUUAUGCUCUUGCUAUGAUCAUAUCCGAGCAUUUAGGCGGGAAUACGUGGGAAGAGUUGAUUAAAAAGGAGAUUUUUGAUCCAUUAGGAAUGUCUUCAUCGACUGUUAUGUCCAUUAUUCCAGAUUUAAGUAAUGCAGCGAGGGGAUAUGUUUACACUGAAAACUUCACUCUUGUUCCCGUUGAGUUCGCCUUGUCUCGACAGUGGGCUGUAUUAGCCUCUGCAAGUGGCAUUGCCAGUAACGCAGUCGAUAUGACUAAGUGGAUGAACUUCCACCUAAGUGGAGGACUAAAUGAUAAGAAUACUAUAGUAAUGAACUCCACUUUGGUUGAAAUGUUACACGCCCCACGUGUAAAGCUUCCACAUGAUUCUAAAUCAUGGCAGCCUGGAACCACGCACAGAAUGGUGGAGGACUCGUAUGCUUACGGGUGGAAAAGAGGUCAAUAUAGAGGACAUACCCUACUGAACCAUGGAGGGACGUCUUGGGGGUACAAUUCCUUCAUUAGUUUGUACCCAGAUGUAAACACAGGUAUCUUUACCGCUGUAACAGGGAGCGACCACUAUUAUAUGUUCCAAUCAGCUCUCCAUAACUUCCUCUUUGACAACGCAAACAAUAUCACCUCAUGGUUCAAUGAGUCAAUCCUCUGCAACUAUCCAGAGCCUUGGUACCAUGGUUAUCACAGAGCUCACCAUGUUGAUAAAACUAUUCACCCAUCUCGACCGCUGACAGAAUAUACAGGUCUUUAUACAAAUCCCGCCUAUGGUGAUGUGUUCAUCUUUAUGAACAAAAUGAAUAAGCUCGAGAUGAGCUAUGGAAUGGGUUCAUGGAUUCUUUAUCCAAAACACAAACGGGACCAGUUUUCUGGUUCAUCUACAGGAGACAUAUAUAGAGUGGUUGAACUAAGUACUGUUGAAUUCUUUGCCGAUGGACACGGGAAGAUCAAUUCUGUAAAACAGCCCAGUUUUGACUGGGACGAACCUCCAGUGUUUGUCAAAUCUGUAUAAAUAAUGAAAAACAUUACAUUCUACUGCGAUAUCU
Molecule: messenger RNA, 1559 nt
Organism: Saccostrea echinata
Lineage: Eukaryota; Metazoa; Mollusca; Bivalvia; Ostreida; Ostreidae
Exons: 6
Coding region: 29-1525 (498 amino acids)
Source: RefSeq, a predicted model, not a curated record